ACAGAUCUUAAUGACAAUGAAAGUUAACUAUAGUUAGUGACAUAUGGACUUCCUUGACCAACAAUAUUCAGUGAGAGUAUUCUAUCAAUUGUGAACGUACAUCCGAUAGCAAUGGACGUAAAAUGUGUGUUAGCAUAUGUGAUCAUGACGACCCUGCUGGUUACCAACGGGCAUAGGCUUAGGCCAGUGUACAAGAAAUUGUCCCAUCUUGAAGACACAAUCUAUGCACAUCGGGAGCACUGGAAAAACGAAAUGGUCAUUUUUCAGAACAUGAUGGAAAGGAAACUCUUGAAUAGGGUUGUACGUCAAACCCUACCUAAACUCAUCGAAAAGAAAUUGCUGGACAUUUUGAAAUCCGGUGUGCUUGACAUUGCCGUCGACAACUACAACUACCAACGGAUAGACCGAAUGUUCCACCAGCAUCAAAUAAUCAAGGUCCACAUGGCAUGGACAUACCGUCAGUUGGUCGGUGCUAUAGCGCUAGUGCGAAAGUCCAAUCGAGAAUCAAAACAGCUGACUCAGCAGAUCAAGUCUCUCCAGACCAGUGUCAGUGGAUUCAAAAGUAUCAUCAAAGAAGUCCUUGAAGAUAAUGCUCGCUUGAAACAAGCCUUGAGUGGGAUCGAGAACAAAGUGAUGGGACUGGCAGCUUGUUUUCCCUCUGAUGCGCCAUGUGGUCUGGCCAAGGACAGGAGCACCCGUGUAGUCUCCAUCCACACCUGGGAGCCUGCCCUCACUACUGAAUCCUCCAGUGGACUCACAGCAGAGGAUGUUGGGCAAGAAGCGGUGGCUUCCACGAUUACAUCAGAUGUGAUGCCGACCAAAGAAACACCUGCUUUGACGACUGGGGCUGGGAAGUUGGACAUAGAAGGCGAAAUCUUCUCUACGGGUUCCGGAGAACAUAAAGAUCCAGUAGUGCUCCCGUUGGCACAGACAACCGACGUCAGGGACAGCUUCAAUAAAUAUCUUGUAGAAGAAGAACUUUUAACACUGAUCCCAAGGGAGGAGUCUGUUUCAGAAAGAACAUCUCCACCAAAAACGACGUCAGAGACAACAAAGUUACCUUCAACACUGGACAGAGAAACGACAACGUUGAUGCGAGGCGAAAUGUCAAAACUAACAUCGCACCCAUCGACGCCAUUGACGACUGUCACCGCAAGUGCAACAACUACCCACACUGAUCACGUCGAAGCAUCGACGUCUAAAACUCAACAUGGGUCUGUCGUGACGCGGGUAGUGACGGCUGCUGCGGUUGACCGAGCGACACCGACGGCUAAACAGCAAACCUCUACACCAAGGCCGGGGGACUGGGACAUACAGAGUUUGAUCGGGACAUGACAAAAACGAUAUUGGAAGUUCGAUCAACACUUGCUCAACUGAUGUACGAGAGACGACAUGGACUUUCAUGCGAAUACAUUCAAAACAAAUGCCUAGUUAGGAUGAUUGUGAUCAAAUGCGGUGACCUUCACCUUAAAGCUCCUUGUUGAGGAUGCUGGGUAUUCUUUAGCCCAAGUUAGUUGGGAAGGGGGGGGGGAUUCUCUCUCUCUGUCUG
Molecule: messenger RNA, 1549 nt
Organism: Haliotis rufescens (red abalone)
Lineage: Eukaryota; Metazoa; Mollusca; Gastropoda; Lepetellida; Haliotidae
Exons: 8
Coding region: 112-1335 (407 amino acids)
Source: RefSeq, a predicted model, not a curated record